Molecule: messenger RNA, 1731 nt
Organism: Drosophila takahashii
Lineage: Eukaryota; Metazoa; Arthropoda; Insecta; Diptera; Drosophilidae
Source: RefSeq, a predicted model, not a curated record
AUGUCGCAAACAGCCCUCCCGGAACUGAGCUACACGCCGGGCGAUCUGACGGAGGUGCAGUUCCGGUUGCCCUCGCACCAGCUGCUCCUCGACCAGAAGACCGAGGGCAAUCUGCCCGAUCUGAGUGGCCUCACCUUGGACACCCGGGACACGCAGCCCAUUAAGUACAGGGAGCAGCUAAGUUCAGCGGCUGGUCGUCAGUUUCCCGCCUUGGCAGCGGCCCAGCAUCGCUACUCGGAUCACUUGGAGCGGGGCAGCGAGCUCAGUUUUGCGGUCUUGGAGCCCGGCAAGGAUCUCAUCUCCCUGCCGACGGUGGGUGUGGGUGGUGUGCGGAACCUCGACUCUGAGCCGGAUUUGAUCAGGAAGAUGCCGCUGCACUCGAUCACCGAGAAGCCGAACGAGCGGUGCCCCUCGCCGGUGGUGCCGGCCUAUGCCAACUUCGAGCUGGCCAAGCGGAUGCACCAGGACAACCUGGACCACCAGCCGCUGCCCGACUGCGUCGCGGACUUGGCCUUUCGCCGGGCUCAGAUCUCCGGCGGACAUGCCGGCCUGGCCCUGGACAUCGAUCCCAUUGCCACGGGCGUGGGCGUGAAGACCCACAAUGCGGGGCCGACGCACUGCACCAAGAUGAAGGUGUUCCGCCCGAAGACGGGCGGUGGCAUUGUGCCGCGCGCCCUGGGCCACGGCGAUCCCUUUCGGGGCGUCGGCUCGGCGCCGGCCAAGAAAAUGGGUCCCAUGGAUCUGGCCAUUUGCUGGGACUUCAAGCCCGCCAAUCCCGCCGACGAGCCGCGGCUGGCCAGGCACAUAGAUGGCUCCAAUGACUCCGCCGGACCGGCGGUCUUCACCUGCGUGAAAACGCCGCGCGAGGAGCAAUCCUCGGAUCUGGGACGCUCCGCUGGGGUCUUCACCAGCACGCUGGGCGAGGCGGAUUUCUUUGACAAGGAUAUCCUGCGGAAGAGGACGGAUUUCGGCGGUGCUCGCUUGGAUCGCGAGGAUCCGUGUGCCUGCGAUUAUUCACCGCCUUCGAGGCAGCGGGCACGCAGCGUCUCCCGGGACUCGAGUGCCUCGCACUGCAGGCGAGGAUCUGGCCCGGGAGGACCAAAUGGCGGCGUGAGCUUCGGCAAUCUGGCGGAGCUACCCGGGCGCGGAAUGCCCGAUCGUCUGGCCAAGCAGUAUCAAUCGUCGCCCCUGCUGGGCGACAAGGCCUAUCAGGCGCUGAGGGAGAAGUACUUGGGCCCGGAUUCUGGACAGGAUGCCUGCCAGCCGAUGGACUGCCGGCCAACGGGAGGGCCGCCCUGCAAGCGGGAUGUCCUGCUGCGCCGACCGGCUCGUCGACUCUGCCACAAGGUGGCCCCGGCACCGCGCUGCUGUCCGCCGUCCUUCGGAGGAGGACAUGGUCAUGGUCAUGGUCAUGGUCAUUGCCUGACCAGCAAGGCGGCCUUUCGAGCCGGCGUGCCCAAGCACAAUGCCUCCGGGGAUUUCGUGGGCAUUGAGCCGGGCUGCGGAGGAGGAGGCGGAGGCGGAAGGGUCCUGGUGGUGCCACGCCCCCGCCAGCCGUAUGCCAAGAAGAACUACGACAUCGAGACCCUGGUGCCGCCGUUCCAGAGCCAGGCCGGCGGAGCCGGACAGGGCGGCUAUCCGGAGCACUGGCGACUGGCCAGUGUCUAUCAGCACGCCUACAAGCCGAUCGACCAGCGAAGGCGACCCCUCCUGCAAACAGUCUACAAGUAG